Molecule: messenger RNA, 3210 nt
Organism: Trichosurus vulpecula (common brushtail)
Lineage: Eukaryota; Metazoa; Chordata; Mammalia; Diprotodontia; Phalangeridae
Product: solute carrier organic anion transporter family member 1B1-like
Exons: 15
Coding region: 110-2218 (702 amino acids)
Biological process (GO): sodium-independent organic anion transport; transmembrane transport
Cellular component (GO): membrane
Molecular function (GO): protein binding
Source: RefSeq, a predicted model, not a curated record
AACACUGAGCUUUCCACUUAAAGACAGUCCAUUUAAUAUCAACAGGAAAAGGGAUGGAUGUACCACUGCUGGAUUCUAAGUCUAGGUAAUAACUUCAAGAAAAGAAGACAUGGCAACAAAAACAGAUCUCUCUGAUUCCAAGAAGGACUCGCAUCAACAUGCAACAGAUGUACAGUCAUCAGUCAAGAAGAAAACUAAGCGUUUCGGUGGCUUGAAGAUGUUCAUGGUGGCCCUGACACUCAGUUUUAUUUGCAAAGCACUUGGAGCAGUUGUUACGAAAAGUUCCAUCAUUCAGAUAGAAAGAAGAUUUGGCAUAACAUCCUCUGAAGCUGGUUUAAUUGAUGGAAGCUUUGAAAUAGGCAAUUUACUGGUGAUAACAAUGGUAAGUCAUUUUGGAGCCAAAUCACACAUUCCACGAUUAAUUGGAAUUGGGUGUUUAGUUAUGGGAAUUGGAAGUAUUUUAACUGCAUCACCUCACUUCUUCAUGGAAUAUUACAGGUAUGACUCAGCAUCAAAUGUUAAGUCAUUUGAGAACUCAACAGAAAAAUACACUCCUUGCUCAAUUGAUCUCAAUUCAACUACCAUUAACAAAUCAUCUGUAUUAUUAGAGUCAGGUUGCAAAAAUGAAUCUGGUUUACCCAUGUGGACAUAUGUGCUGUUGGGAAACAUGUUACGUGGGAUUGGGGAAACUCCGAUUACACCCCUGGGAAUCACAUACAUUGAUAAUUUUGCUAAAGAAGGACAUUCUACUUUUUACAUAGGAAUUUUGCAUUCAGUCUCAGUGAUUGGCCCAGUGAUAGGUUUUCUUCUGGUAUCGUUCUGUAUAAAACUAUAUGUGGACAUUGGAUAUGUAGACCUAAGUACUAUAACAAUAAAGCCAACUGAUUCCCGUUGGGUUGGUGCUUGGUGGCUUGGCUUUCUCGUACUGGGAAUCCUUAGUAUUGCUGCUGGGAUUCCAUUCUUUUUCAUGCCUAAGAGUCUGGAGAAACCAACAAAGGAAAGGAAAAGUCCACCAUCUUUGGAUGUAUCUAGUACCAAUGGAAGUAGAAACCAAACGACAAAUUUUAAAAAUCCAGGGCAAAUAAAGGAGCCUAAAGAUUUGACAGGUUUUUUCCACUCCUUAAAACGUCUCCUUACUAACUGGAUGUACUUUAUUUACUUGAUUUCAUCGUUGUUUGCCUUUAGUAGCUUUAUUGGCUACAUUACUUAUUUGGCAAAAUAUUUAGAACAGCACUUUGGCCAGUCAAUAUCUAAAUUGAACAUUUUAAUUGGAGUAGUAGCAAUGCCUGUAAUUUGUAUUUCAGUUUUUUUGGGAGGAUUUAUUUCUAAAAAAUUGAAAUUAAAAACCCUUGGAAUUGCCAAACUAUUCUUCAUUUCUCAUGUUUGUGCUAUCGCUUUGCAAGUACUGCUUCCAUCAUUCAACUGUGAAAGAAGAUCAGUAGCUGGUUUAACAGUAACUUACGAUGGGAAUGACCUAGGGACACAUCCUCAAAACAUCUCAUUUCCUUUCUGCAACUCAGACUGUAAUUGUGAUACCAAUACAUGGGAUCCUGUCUGUGGGGAUGAUGGACUCACUUACAUGUCCCCCUGUUUGGCUGGAUGUAAAUCUUCUGUAGGCCGUGGAAAGGACUUGGUCUUCCAUAACUGUAGCUGUAUUGAAGCUAACAAUUUCCAAUCCAUAAAAACUUCAGCUCAUUUGGGCCAAUGUCCAAUGGAAGAUGAUUGUUCAAGAAAAUUUAUAUAUUUUAUGACAGUGCAAAGUUUGAGCUCUUUCUUUAUGGGAUUAGGAGGUUCCCCUAAAAUGAUGCUGAUUUUUAAGACUGUUGAGCCUGAACUGAAGUCACUUGCUGUGGGUCUUCAUUUACUGGUUUUGAGAGCAAUAGGAGGAAUUCUAGCUCCCAUUUAUUUUGGAGCAGCAAUAGAUACAUCAUGUCUGAAAUGGGGUACCAAUAACUGUGGAGAUAAAGGGGCUUGCAGAAUAUAUGACUCCAUAUCAUAUAGAAAUAUCUUCUUUGCCUUGUAUUUUGGGUUAAAUGUACCAACAGUCAUCUUAUAUGUCAUAUUAUACACAAUUAUGAAGAAAAAAUAUGGAGAAAACAACACUGGAUCUUCUAAUAGUGGGGGAAUAGAUGCGGAUGAAUCAAACCUAAAAGAGCCUUUAAACAAUAACAAAGAGUUUGUACUCCCUGCUCAUGAGGACAGUGAAACGCACAUGUAAAAAAGGUUGUACUGCUACUUGUUCACAACCAAGAUUCCUUUGCUCCCUCCUUUAAUGACAUGCAAAAGCAUCAGGAACCAAAAUGUUAUCUAGGAGCAAUAUUUGAUUCAGUUACAAAGCUCUUUUUGAGCUGAAAUUGUCUGUUCCUUUUCACUGAGAAUACCUACUUUUUUUUCUUAUAGGACACUAAUUAGGGAAAUGGAAGUGAUAAUGACACAAAACCUAAAUGAAAAAAGAGGUGGUGGAACAUGUCUUGCUGCUGCAUGUUUCUGUGAUUAUGAUGAAAGUAAAUUGUUCACAUAUCAUUGAAAACUAAAAUAACUUGCAAGAUUUAACAAAUAAUUGGAGGAGAAAGAUUUGUUCAGUUAAUUUUUCCUAUGAAUUAGUCAAGUAGAUAAAAUGAGAAUCUAUGUAGCAGUUAACUCUUGCUAUCCAAGAAGAUGCCCUUGUUUGACAAACUUAAUCCAUAUGCCAAUGUAUGGGAUUGUCACCCACUGUGAAACUAUGUCUCUCAUUUUCCCGCACUGGGACAAAACCAAGGCAUGAGCAUUGAAAGAAAUGCAAUAGAAGGAAUAAAAAUGUCUAAAUAUUUUAUAUUGAUAGUAUAAAUGAUGGCAGAUAUGUUUGCCACACCUUUUGAAUUGUUUUCUCAUCCCUGAAAUGAGAAAUCCUGAUCCCACAUUACUCGCUUCCUGGUAUCCAGUAAUGAGGAUUAGCUUAAUUUAGGAAUAGAACAUCAAUAAGAUGUAUUUUCCCCUCUCUCUAAUGUCUGAAAUUCCACAACUGUAACAUAUGGAACCAUAUCCAUCAUUCACACAUAAACUGGGUAAUGAUAAUGUAAGCCAAUCAUGAUUCAAGAGGACCAUUGAUUUAUUCUACCCACCUUCUAAAAGACUAGUAGUGGGCUAACUAUGCAGAAUGUGGCACUUUUUAUGUGGUCAAAAUGGGAAUUUGUUUUAUUUGACAAAUAAAAUACAUUUUGUUUUAUUUGG